Oreochromis niloticus (Nile tilapia) is the source of this 5179-nucleotide messenger RNA. It is a transcript of the gene rnf31, whose product is annotated as ring finger protein 31. Gene Ontology annotation, biological process: protein linear polyubiquitination. The transcript has 23 exons. Bases 74 to 3271 code for a protein of 1065 amino acids. Lineage: Eukaryota; Metazoa; Chordata; Actinopteri; Cichliformes; Cichlidae. Gene Ontology annotation, cellular component: LUBAC complex. Gene Ontology annotation, molecular function: linear polyubiquitin binding; ubiquitin protein ligase activity; zinc ion binding. The record is from RefSeq and is a predicted model, not a curated record.
GGCGUCCCUCUCCGAGCAGCUGCAGGAUGUGCGGAGUCAGGCUGAAGUGUGUCUGUAUUCUGGGGGCAGAGUGAUGGAUCUGCGGGCUGGGGUAGUGGCCAUGGCUAAUCUGCCCUUACCACCCUGCUCUAAAUACCACCACAUCGCUGCAGAAACGAUGGUCAUAGAGAACAGCUUUGGCAGCAACAGGAAGGAGACUCUUGGAUCUCUUCAGCGCUUAUCUACAGCGCUCAACAUCCUCGAAAAGUAUGGCUGUAAUCUGACAAAUCCCAACAGGCCAAAGUACUGGAGGACUGUAAAACACAACAACCCAGUGUUCAGGGCCACAGUUGAUGCUAUCCAGGGAGGACGCGCUGUGCUCUGUCUCUAUGGUUACUCUAAUCAGCAGCCAGACGGACUCAGUUUCCCUGAUGAUGUUACAGAUCCUGAUGUGGGCAGAGUUGCUGCAGUAACUCUGGAAGUGAUGAGCCUGAGAAUGGAACUAGAAAUGCUUAUCAAGGAGGCUCAUCCCCAUCCUGAAUUCUAUGAGAGAAUCAUUCCUACACUCAGACACAAGGAUGUGGGACUCAACACUGAUGCUGUGAUCUCGUCAUGCCAUGCAGCCAGCCAGACCAAGUCUCUAGCUGUUUCCCUAUACCGUCGAUCCUCCAGGGAGAGCAACCGUAGCCACUCGCUCUCUGCCAAAAACCAAAGCCUUAGGUCCAUUCAGGUCUUUUCCACCUUCUCAAGCAAACAUCCAGAGAACUGCGCUAUUUGUGGAAUAUUUCGCAUCUCAGCCCACUGCCUCACCUGCCUCCAGGGGCUGUGCUCAGACUGUGACAGACUGUAUCAUUCCUACCCUGAGAGAGCCAACCACCAUCGAACAGCUGUCACGUCAUCAUCUUCAUCCAAAAACAGGAGCAGUGACGGUUCUUCCACCUGGCGUUGCCUUCACUGCACUAAAGUCAACUCUAUCCAGGAUGUGCUCUGUGAGGAGUGUGAGCAGCCUCGCUUGGAACCCCUCAGCCCUAAAGAAGAUGAAUGUCAGCCUGCUACUAUCAUCGAGUGGCAGUGUAAGAGCUGCACUAUGGUGAAUGCAGCCAGUAGUAUUCUGUGUGAGGUUUGUGAACGACCUCGUUUGGCGACACGACCUCCGGUGACCCUGUCACACCCACCCAUAACCCCACCCAGACCACCAGCACCAGUAUUGGGGAUGCCCGGUGACCCUGACAGUCAGGUUAGAUGUUGGGUGUGUCAGUUCUGCACCUAUCUGAACUACUCUCCGGCUAUGGUGUGUGAGAUGUGUGACCUGGCUCGCCCAGAGCCUGCACCGCUGCCAGUUAAGCUCCGCCCCCCCUCUCCUGUUAGACGUGUCCCUGCUCUGCCGAUCAAACCGAAGGAACCUGCUCCUGAAGAUCUGGACUCCUGGAGGCAGAAUUUGAUAAAGGAGGAGGGGCUAAAGCUGAUUCAACUAAUCAGACAUGGGGAGAAGAAAGGAGUGAGUCCAGAGGAAGUAUACACAAGCAUGAGGGUAGCUGGGGACAGCAACAUCUUGCCCUGCAAGUGGUUAAAGACUGAGCUUCCCCUGCUGUUAGACCAGAUCAGGAUGUUGGUGGCGACAUCCUCCCUUCAGUCAUUUUCUGAUAAGACCCCAACUGAAGACAAGAAUAACAUAACACGGGAUCUCACCAAGGAGGCUGGCAAAGUGGUAGAUCUUGCAGAAACAGAAAGUGUGAUCCAACUUUCCAGAGCAGAAGCCAAGCAAGCCUGGCUUACAGCAGGGGGUGACACAGAGAGAGCUGCCAGACAAGCUCUGAGAGACAGACUCGCCAAGGUAAAGGAGCUGCGUGCACUCGGCUUUAGUGAUGAAGCUCGCUGUCAUGAGGUUUUAUGGCAGAGUGGUGGUGAGGUAAGGGGAGCCUUGGUGUUGCUACAGCGACCACUUCUGGAGCCCUUCCACAAACGCAUCUGGAGUGAGAAACCUGAGCCUCCUGUUGAUAUCCACCAUCCUGACAAGCAGCGUGUAUGUCGGUGGCUACUAGCAGUCUAUGAUCUACCCAGCUGGGGUCGCUGUGAGCUGGCGCUAUCACUUCUUCUGGAGCACAGUGCCCCCUAUUCCCUAGAAGAUGUGGUGCAGGCAGUACAAGAGUCCCACGACAGGGAAUUUAUCAAGCGAGUGCUCGCUAAAGAAUGUCCCAUCUGCCUCUCAGUUUUCCCUCACAGCAAAAUGCAGUCUCUCACGUCGUGUCAGUGCUCCGUGUGCUGUGGUUGUUUUCAGCAGCACUUUACCAUCGCUGUAAGGGACAAACACAUCAGAGACAUGGUGUGUCCAGUCUGUUGGGAGCCUGACAUCAAUGACCCCGAACACCUCAACAGCUACUUCUCCACCCUGGACAUCCAGCUGCGAGAGUGUCUAGAGCCAGAAGUCUACGAGCUGUUCCACAAGAAGCUGACAGAGCAGGCUUUAAUCAAGGACCCCAAAUUUCUCUGGUGCUGUCACUGCUCAUAUGGAUUCAUCUAUGAUGGAGACCAGUUGAAGGUCACCUGUUUUCAAUGUCGAAACAGUUUCUGUGCUCACUGUAAAAAGCCUUGGGAGUCUCAGCAUGCAGGUCUGUCCUGUGAACAGUUCCAGUCCUGGAAAAGAGAGAAUGAUCCAGAAUAUCAGAGACAGGGCCUGGCUGGAUACCUCAGAGACAACGGCAUCACUUGUCCUAACUGUCGCUUUCAGUAUGCCCUGUCUAAAGGAGGCUGCAUGCAUUUCUGCUGCUCACAGUGUCGUUACCAGUUUUGCAGUGGCUGCAACAACCCUUUCCACACUACCUGUGCAGUGGACCAGUGCACGGUGUCUGGACUGCAUGCCCAUCAUCCUAGAGACUGUCUCUUCUAUCUGAGAGACUGGGAACCAUCCAGGCUGCAGGCUUUGCUCCAGAAUAAUGGAGUAGCCUUCAACACUGAACCUCCCCCUGGAACUCAGACAGAUCUGUGUGGAGUAAUAGAGCAAAAAGAUGAGGGCGGGCAGCAGUCAGAUGCAGCCUGUGGAGCUCAGACCCAACCUGGACAUGCUGGACUCUGCGAGAAGCAUUACCGGGAGUACUUGGUGAGCCUGAUCAAUAGCCAUUCCAUUGACCCAGCACCCCUCUACAGCUCCAACGAGCUGCUGCUGGCCUGCAGGAGGUACAAGGUAGAUGACACCCACACGGACGGGGAGGACACCUUCACCUACUACACCAGGCUUCUUGAGAAACUGAUGGAUGAAGUACCGCUCGGUGAUAAGGUGCCACGAAAGAAGUAGAGAAUGCUCAGUUCCUGUUUUAUAUCAUUUGUAACAUUAACAUUAACAUUAACCGUUCAACUUAAAACUCAGCAACAAGACAAGAUGAACAAGAAGAUCCAUGUUUUUCAGGUGGACAAUUUAUUAAUGUUCACUUAUACCUCUGUGAUAGUGUAAAUAAAUAGUUUGAUUUUGUCAGAAAACCACAUUUCAAAAUCGAUGUAUGUGGGCUGGAACAUGAGACAACCUCUGACAAAAUCAUUUAAAUCAAUUUACAUUUCUUUUGUGUAAAAUUGUAGAGCAACAACUCAUUUCUUUACAUUUUUCUUCCGUAGAGACAGACUUUCUUGAGCAAUAGUUCUUCAGGUUUUCUCAAGUUUUUUCAAAGUUUGGAUGUUGCCUCAUUUUCAGAGGAAUAUUUGUUUGUUUGGUAAGUUAUUUAACACUGACCUAUAACUCAUAAAAAAUGCUCCUAACUCAAGAGAUGAACCAGUGAUGUGUCUUCACAUAUCAAACAACAUCACAAAGAAAUCAAUUUUAAAUCGUAUUUGUAGGCACACUUGCAACCUUCCAAAAACACACAGUGUGUUUCCCCUUCUUUAGGUCUGUGAAAAAUGCCAAAGAUAUCACAUUUUGACAGGCAUAGAAUAAUAUUUCUGUACCAACAAGGUGAUUUCUAAAGAACAGCAUCAUGACCAAGGGAAUUACAAAAGAAGAAUUGUAAAAGAAAAACCUGUCUACAGCAGAUAAACAACAUCUAAAAAUCAUGUCCUGAAGAAGGAGGAAAAAUCUGUCAAAGCUCCGACACAGUAACUGAGUGAUUUACGUGAUACAACUUGUUACUCUUAAGGAAGGGAAACAGAGAAAAGGUUGCAGUAUGCCAAACUACACAAGAACCGGACUGAAAAUGAGUGGCAACAGGCCUUAAAUCAUCAUCAAUAUGGACAGAGGAUAUCAGAGAGGUACAGUAGUGAAUAUCAACGGAGUUUAGGUCCAAAAGCUGCGUUUCAGCUUUUGGACUUUGAAGCUCGUUAGAAUUGUACAGAGGCUGCUUUUGGCUUCCAUGUGUGUUUCAGUACGUUUCAAAAUCAAAAAUCACUGCACUUGCUCCCAUUUUCCUCGCAAAAUUCAAAGAAAUGAGUUGGUUUGAGACAUUUACACAGUGCUGUACACUGAGGCUUUGCUUCUUCUUUUUUCCUCAAAUGAACAGCCAGUAUUUCGGCUGGAUCUUUUUAUUUUGCCAACCAAAUAAAACAAAACUUUCCUCUUUUCUCAAGCUCACUGUUUCACUCCCCAGCUGUGAAACGUAGCCUUACUUAUAUAAUACGCAGAUAUGAAUACAAGGGCAAAUACUUUUAUUUUAAAUGGGCUUCAGCAGCAAAUGAAUCACUAAGGUAGCAAUGUAUUUUUUUGUUUUACUACGUUGCCAAAGUUCAUUGAAAGAUGUAUUGAAAUCAGUUUGACUAUAACAUUGGAUUUGUUAGGAGCAAAUUAACAUGUCAUUGAAAUUUUAAGUCCUUGCAUCACUAAGUAAGCUCACAUUAUAAGGUUAAGAGCCAAGAGAAUAAAAGUUGUCCGCUCUGCAGGGAUGAAAAGAAAUGAAGGGCUCUAAACUCAGAAUGCACAGGUGACUGCAUGUUUUGCAAAGGCUGUUACUGCAGAAAGCAAACAAGUUCUAUUGAUGCAUAAAAAUUCAUCUUUUGUUUCCUUUCUUAUAAAAUGCUGGAAUUUCCACAACUUUGUUUUUACUGGCCAUUUGAGAUUGUUAGGUUGCAUGUAAAAAUAAUAAUGCUUACACUUGACAGAUAGAUAAUAGUUUGACCAAAUUAAUAACAUAUUGGGAGUUGAAAAGGUAAUAAGCAAGAACAUAAGUCCCUGUGUAAGUGUAUUGUGUCAUUUACUGUGUCUAAUAAAACAUUAAUAACAUGA